GCUACCCAGUGUUACCAAUACCUAUACCAAUCCAAUGUCAAUAUGGGAUCGUGAUCGUGCUCUGCUAUCCACUUCAUAUUCGCUUGUCCAUGCUUCUCCAUUGGUAUCGUGGAUGAAAAGCGCAUGGUUAAUUGUAAUUUUUCCAAUUGUGUCAUCAUAUGGUUUUUGUCCGAAAAAUUCGAUUGUGAGAGACAGUGAUACGUUAUCAGUGAAAUGGUGGAUAUGAAGAGCGAGGAAAUCAACGGAGAGAUCGAGGUCCCUCAAAAGAGUGCGAAACAAUUGCAGAAAGAGGCGAAGAAAUUGGCGAAACUCGAGAAGUUUAAGCAAAAACAGGAAAAGAAGGAGACCGAUGACAAAACACCAAAAGUGAAAGAAAAAAAUGAAAAAAAUGAAAAGAAAAAAGAAUGCAAGGAAUCGACUUUGUACACAAUAGGCACGCCUGUGGGAGAAAAGAAAGAUGUUACUUGUGCAAUGCCUGACGCGUAUAGUCCGAAAUAUGUUGAAGCUGCAUGGUAUGCAUGGUGGGAAAAGCAAGGCUUUUUUAAACCCGAAUACGGUAGGAAAAGUAUAUCAGAGCCAAAUCCUAAGGGCAAAUUUGUAAUCGUGAUACCACCUCCUAAUGUAACCGGUUAUCUUCAUCUUGGACAUGCUUUAACUAAUGCUGUAGAAGACACUAUUACAAGAUGGAAUCGCAUGAAAGGCCGCACGACGUUAUGGAAUCCAGGGUGUGAUCAUGCGGGUAUUGCCACUCAAGUAGUCGUCGAGAAGAAACUUUGGAAAGAGGAGAGACAAACUCGCCACGAUAUAGGAAGAGAAAACUUUGUUCAAAAAGUUUGGAAAUGGAAGGAAGAGAAAGGAAAUAGAAUUUACUUACAGUUACGAAAGUUAGGGGGUUCGUUGGAUUGGGAUCGUGCUUGUUUCACUAUGGAUCCGAAAUUAUGUCGCGCUGUUACGGAGGCAUUUAUAAGAUUGCACGAUGACGGUACAAUAUACAGGAGUAAUCGUUUAGUGAAUUGGUCAUGUACUUUAAAAAGUGCUAUUUCCGAUAUAGAAGUCGAUAAAGUUGAAUUAACUGGUCGCACGUUACUUUCGAUUCCUGGGUAUCAAGAAAAAGUGGAAUUUGGAGUUCUAGUGUUGUUUGCUUACGAAGUAAUAGAUACCAAGGAAAAGAUAGUAGUAGCUACUACUCGUAUCGAAACUAUGUUAGGGGACACAGCUAUCGCGGUUCAUCCGCAAGACACUAGAUAUACUCAGUUCAUCGGAAAAUAUGUACAGCAUCCGUUUUGUAACAGAAAAUUACCUAUCGUAGCCGAUGAAUUUGUCGAAAGAGAGUUUGGAACAGGCGCUGUAAAAAUUACACCAGCUCACGAUCCCAACGAUUACGAAGUCGGAAAAAGGCAAAAUUUACCAUUCGUUACUAUUUUUGAUGACAAUGGAGAUAUUGUUGGAGAUUACGGACAAUUUACGGGGAUGAAACGGUUCCAUGCUAGAACAGCUAUAAUAAAAGAACUGAAAGCAAGGAAUUUGUUCAUUGAGAUUAAAGACAAUCCUAUGGUGGUACCAAUCUGUAGUAGAUCUAAAGAUGUAGUCGAACCAUUGAUAAAACCACAAUGGUAUGUAAAGUGCAGCGAGAUGGCUGCGAAAGCGACAAAAGCGGUGCAAACUGGCGAUUUAAAAAUCAUACCAGACCAAUACAAAAAAAUUUGGUACUACUGGAUGGAUAACAUAAGAGAUUGGUGCAUCUCGCGGCAAUUGUGGUGGGGUCAUCGUAUUCCUGCUUACUCUGUUAAAGUAAUAAAUACAGCUGCAAAUCUUAAGCCAGAAGAUGAUUACUGGGUGAGUGGACACUCCGAGAGCGAAGCUAAAGAAAAAGCUGCCAAACAGUUGGGUGUAUCUGUAGAUAAUAUUAUUGUUACGCAAGAUCCUGAUGUUUUAGACACGUGGUUCUCUUCUGGUCUCUUUCCAUUCUCGAUAUUUGGAUGGCCAGACAAUACGGAGGAGCUCGAUGCAUUUUAUCCCGGUACAUUAUUAGAAACUGGUCACGACAUAUUAUUCUUCUGGGUGGCGCGAAUGGUAUUUCUGGGUGAAAAGUUGCUAGGAAAAUUACCAUUCAAAGAAGUGUAUCUGCACGCGAUGGUACGAGACGCGCACGGAAGAAAAAUGAGCAAGUCCCUAGGAAACGUCAUAGAUCCAAUGGAUGUGAUCAACGGAAUAACAUUGGAGGAGCUUCAUAAGCAACUGACACAUUCCAAUUUGGAUCCGAACGAGCUUAAACGUGCUAUCGAGGGACAGAAACGCGAUUAUCCCCAGGGAAUCCCCGAGUGCGGUACCGACGCUCUACGAUUCGCCCUGUGCGCUUACACAACGCAAGGUCGUGAUAUCAAUCUCGAUAUUCUUCGCGUACAAGGAUAUCGAUUCUUCUGUAACAAGAUAUGGAACGCGACAAAGUUUGCUUUCAUGUACCUUCAUUCCAAUGUCGAUUACGACCUGGUUCAACCGAUGAAUUGCAACGAUCGGAAUAGUACCGAUGCGAUAGGUGAUAACGAAUGGUAUCGGGAGGCCUUGAAAGAAGCGUGUGUUCAGGAUGCGUUAAAUAAUUAUUUGGGAGAUUAUUCGUAUCUAGACGGACACAGUCCGUCGCGGGUCGAUGCGAAAGUUUACGAAACUUUAGUCGAAUUGAACAUAGAUGUUACCAGCUAUCCCCAUUUACAUCGUUGGUACAAACACAUCGCAUCGUAUAGCAAACAAGAGCGAACUGGGUUCCGGCCAGAUCAAAAUAAAAUAUUGCUUCGAUAUGCCAGCAAAAUACGCGCGAGUCGUACCAGUAAGAAACAGUCAUUUGCCGCUGAGACAAAUGUCGACUUGUGGAUGCUUUCUCGCCUAAGUUACGCUGUCAAGACUUGCGAUGAUGCAAUGGUACAGUAUGACUUCACAACGGCCACCACUACAUGCUACAAUCUUUGGUUGUACGAUUUGUGCGACGUUUACUUGGAGUAUUUGAAACCAGUAUUUCAAAGUAACGACGAUAACAGGAAGCUCGCAGCAAGGAGAACUUUAUUUAAGACGUUAGAUGUCGGAUUAAGAUUAUUGGCUCCGUUUAUGCCUUUCAUAACGGAAGAACUUUAUCAACGUUUGCCUCGUAAAACACAAAUUUAUCCCAGUAUUUGCGUUAGUCCGUAUCCAGAACUGUCAGAGGAUCUUCAGAGAAAUUUGGAGAUAGAGAAGGAUGUCGAUUUUGCUAAUAAAAUAAUAAAAAAUGUUCGGUCUACGCGUGCAACCUACAAUUUACCGAACAAAACGAAAACUGAAGCAUUUCUCGUAUGCGUUGACAAUAGUCUGAAGGAAAAAAUUAUGGAAUAUCAGUUGCUGAUAGAAACUCUUGCUUAUUCUACGAUUAGUACGCGCGAACCACCGACAGGAUGUGCUAUUAUUACUGUAACAGACAAAGUUCAAGUACAUCUGCUUUUAAAGGGUUUGAUCGAUCCAAAGAAGGAAUUGGAAAAACUCUGUAAAAAGAAGGAGCAGUUAGUAGAUGUUAUACAGAAAAUAAACCAAGCUAUAGAAGUUCCUGAUUAUAAUGUUAAAGUACCUUUGGACGUGCAAAACAAUAACAAAGAAAAGUUGUUAAAUAGCGAAGGAGAAUUGCAACGAAUCGCCGACGCGAUAACGGCUUUACGAACAAUGUAACAAAGGUCUUAAUUUUAUAUCCUACAUUAUCUUUUACAUCCCUAUUUAUUACAUUAUAUUUUACCAAAAACGAU
Molecule: messenger RNA, 3761 nt
Organism: Hylaeus anthracinus
Lineage: Eukaryota; Metazoa; Arthropoda; Insecta; Hymenoptera; Colletidae
Gene: ValRS
Product: valine--tRNA ligase
Exons: 18
Coding region: 214-3687 (1157 amino acids)
Biological process (GO): valyl-tRNA aminoacylation
Cellular component (GO): cytosol
Molecular function (GO): valine-tRNA ligase activity; ATP binding; aminoacyl-tRNA deacylase activity
Source: RefSeq, a predicted model, not a curated record